GGCAGGGGGCGUGGCCAGGAAGUGACAUGGCCGCCUCCUUUUGCGGAAGCCCUUCGCCUUCCGCCGGGGACUUGGAGGUUACAGUCGUGGUCUCUGUCCCCGCCGAGGUUUCUCCCACGUUUGCCGGGACAGCGUCCUGCGGAGCUCAGCAUGGGCAACGUCCAUGCCCGGAGCCUGGACCCUCUGCCCAUGCGAGGGCCCGAGCUUGGUGUUCAAGCAGAUGACAUCGAGGCUCCAGAUAUUGAACCGGAGCCAAAACAAGAAUUUCUCGAAAACAAGGACGUUGUGGUUCAACAAGUGCACAUAGAUGGACUCGGAAGAACCAAGGAUGACCUGUUAACUUAUGAAAUUGCAGGAGUUUUCCGGGCAAAAAACCUAAUCGAUGUGAUGCGGAAGUCUCACGAAGCUCGACAGAAGCUUCUGCGUCUUGGUAUCUUCAGAAAAGUGGAAGUUGUUAUUGACACCUCACGAGGAGAAGAUGCUCUUCCUAAUGGCCUCGACGUGACCUUUGAGGUCACUGAGCUGAGACGAAUGACAGGCAGCUACAACACCAUGGUCGGAAACAACGAAGGAAGCAUGGUACUGGGCCUGAAGUUGCCUAAUGUAUUAGGUCGUGCAGAGAAACUGACCUUCCAGUUCUCAUAUGGCACCAAAGAGACGUCCUAUGGCCUGUCCUUCUUCAAACCCCAACCAGGACACUUUGAACGCAACAUCUCAUUCAACAUGUACAAAGUAACAGGUCAGUUUCCAUGGAGUUCACUGAGGGAGACAGAUCGAGGAAUCUCCACUGAACUGAGCUUCCCUGUGUGGAAGACCAACCAAACACUAAAGUGGGAGGGAGUGUGGAGAGAGCUGGGCUGUCUGGCUCGUACAGCCUCGUUUGCCAUCCGGGAGGAGAGUGGCCAUUCCCUCAAGUCCUCACUUUCGCAUGCUAUGGUCAUUGACAGCAGGAAUUCCUCCAUCCUUCCAAGGAAAGGUGGCCUGUUUAAGAUCCAUCAGGAACUUGCUGGUUACACUGGCGGAGACGCUAGUUUCCUGAAGGAGGACUUUGAAAUCCAACUCAACAAAACACUCUUUUGGGACUCUGUCCUUUCUGCCUCAUUGUGGGGCGGUUUGCUUCUGCCCAUUGGUGAUGCACCAACAAGCAUAGCAGACAGGUUCUAUCUAGGUGGCCCCACCAGCAUCAGGGGAUUCAGUAUGUACAGUAUGGGCCCCCAGAGUGAAGGUGUGACAGGUGACUACCUGGGAGGAGAGGCCUACUGGGCUGGAGGCCUCCACCUCUACACCCCUCUACCCUUCAGACCAGGCAGGGGGGGCUUUGGUGACCUCUUCAGAACACACUUCUUCCUCAAUGCCGGAAAUCUUUGUAACCUCAACUACGGUGAGGGGCCACAAGCACAUUUGAAGAAACUGGCAGAAUGCAUCCGUUGGUCAUACGGACUUGGCAUUGUGCUGCGUUUGGGGAACAUUGCCAGGCUGGAGCUGAAUUACUGCAUUCCCAUGGGAGUCCAGAGUGGAGACAGGAUAUGUGACGGGGUCCAGUUUGGAGCAGGAAUCAGAUUCCUGUGAAAACACAUUUAUUGGAUCUGGAGCUUCGUGGUGCGUCACUAUUAGUGUCAUGACAGAAGGGAAAUUUGCUUGUACAGAAUUGUUGUUGCAACUCAUUGGCUCAAUAAAAGUGUUUGCACUGA
Messenger RNA from Scophthalmus maximus (turbot), 1691 nucleotides. RefSeq names its product SAMM50 sorting and assembly machinery component (gene samm50). Bases 151 to 1569 code for a protein of 472 amino acids. The transcript has 15 exons. The record is from RefSeq and is a predicted model, not a curated record. Gene Ontology annotation, cellular component: outer membrane; SAM complex. Gene Ontology annotation, biological process: protein insertion into mitochondrial outer membrane; mitochondrial respiratory chain complex assembly. Lineage: Eukaryota; Metazoa; Chordata; Actinopteri; Pleuronectiformes; Scophthalmidae.